This is a messenger RNA of Cucurbitaria berberidis CBS 394.84, 927 nucleotides long. RefSeq lists its product as uncharacterized. Lineage: Eukaryota; Fungi; Ascomycota; Dothideomycetes; Pleosporales; Cucurbitariaceae. The coding region runs from base 1 to 927 and encodes 308 amino acids. The transcript has a single exon. The record is from RefSeq and is a predicted model, not a curated record.
AUGGCCAGGAAUCGCCUUAGACCACCUCGAAAAUACCGCAGCAAGCCACGCCCGCCUCAAACGCAGCAAGCGUUUCCCUUCCUCACCCUCCCCGCCGAGCUCCGCAACCGUAUCUACCUAUACGCACUCACCGCACCGGAUGGUAUCAAGGUCAGAUGGCGUCGAAGCAACAGUCGGUGGAAGAAGAAGCCUGUCAUGUUUACCAACAGUGAUAAGGAGGAGGAGGUCUGCCCCAUUAACCAGCUCCAAUACGUCAACCGCCAACUGCAUAAAGAGACUGCCGGCCUGGAGUUGCAGUACAAUCGCGUUAUAUUCGAUGGAUAUCCAGGCUCGAAUGGAGACACUAUGAAGAGCCUCUACGUAUUUGCAGGCCGCUGCACACCAACAAAGUUACAGUGGUUGACCCACGCCACGCUCGCGCAACAGUCCGACCUCACCACCAGCAUACAGUCACGGUGUGCCAUCCCCUGGGUCAAAAGGCACAUCGACAAGAUUAUUGGGCUGCUGAACUUCUGCAUCGAAAACAAGCACAUUCACGUCGAAUUCCGGCUGCCCUACUUCGUGUUGUACCCGGAUCCCUUACCUACCUUGUCCGUCAAUGGGUUUAUUGAAACCGGUAUUCUGCUUUCUCGCUUGUUCCGCGGUGCAGACAUCUCGCAUAUUGAUAUACCAGGCAAUACUGCGGCUAGGUAUGCUGAACUACUGUCCCGUUUAGUAGGCGACGACGUAAAAGACACGAUCAAACGACUGGCAGGCGAGGCUACGAAUCUGCGACUCUAUCCGAACGAUAAGCACUUUGAUAUUAAGCGGUUUGAGAAGGAGGUGGAAGAGAAACUCAGUGAUCCCUGGUGGGCGGAUUUUGUGGCAAAUGGUGGAGGACUGAAGUGGGUCGAAUAUGCGCGUCAAUGGAGCGCAUAUGGGCUUUGA